AUUUGUUCGUCUCCGCUCCUCUAUUUAUCUCCAGAUCUGUUCCUCUCCCUAUAAAAGGCCGAUUUUUUUGGAUUUGUCGGCCUAUAUAUGCAGUUUUCAGCCAUUUCCCGCUCUAAUCUGACCUUUGCCGACCUCCAAUCAUCCGGGCAGACCUAGAAUUCGUCGAGGUGCCGGCGGAUACGAUGAUGAAUUGGGUCCGAUCGUGAGAUCUAUACUUCUGCCUUGAUCCUUCGACGGUUUGCUUAUGUCCUCUAUUCUGGUCUGCGAGAAGUCACGACACCGAUAAAUCGUUCUGAUGUUAGUAUCUUUGCCUGCUUCCUAUCAGAUUCGCCCUUAUUCGACCUGCUGUUGAUUUGGAGCGGCAUGUAUUUGGUGAUACCCGUUCAGUGGAAAAAUAUUCGAAAGAUCGGUGAUCUAUAGAUCAAGUCAAGUUAUUUGAAGGAAUUUGAGUACAAUAUGCGGUUUUGAAGAGAAGCGAGCAAAUAUACUUGAAUUUUUUUGUUGUAAUUGACACCUCAGGAGUUGGAAAGUGGAUCAUGGCUGAUCAGGGCCUUGAGGGGAGCCAACCGGUCGAUCUCUCGAAGCACCCAUCUGGCAUUGUUCCCACGCUUCAGAAUAUUGUUUCAACUGUUAAUUUGGACUGCAAGUUGGAUCUCAAAGCAAUUGCUCUGCAAGCUCGUAAUGCUGAGUACAAUCCCAAGCGUUUUGCCGCAGUUAUCAUGAGAAUAAGAGAGCCAAAAACUACUGCAUUGAUAUUUGCAUCAGGAAAAAUGGUAUGUACCGGAGCUAAGAGCGAGCAUCAAUCCAAACUUGCUGCAAGGAAGUAUGCUCGAAUAAUUCAGAAACUUGGUUUUCCUGCUAAAUUUAAGGAUUUCAAGAUUCAGAAUAUUGUUGGUUCAUGUGACGUCAAAUUUCCAAUAAGACUAGAAGGCCUUGCAUACUCUCAUGGUGCCUUCUGCAGUUAUGAACCAGAGCUCUUCCCGGGUCUGAUCUACCGGAUGAAGCAACCAAAGAUUGUGCUCCUCAUUUUUGUCUCAGGAAAAAUUGUUAUCACUGGAGCUAAGGUGAGAGAGGAGACAUACACCGCAUUUGAGAACAUAUAUCCAGUUCUAACAGAGUUCAGGAAAAGCCAGCAAUGAUGCUGGUGCAUUUUGGUGCUAAUAUUCUGGAGUCAGAUCUGUACAUAAAGAUGAUGUCCGGAACUUGUACUGAGUUGUAUCCGAGGUUUUGCCUUGCUUGAGUUGUAAAACAGCAUGUUCCAUUCUGAAACUCCAAGGCAUAACGUCAAUAAAAACCUAUCAUCUAAUGUUUCCCCCGGUGUUAUUUCCACAUCUGCAGGGUUUCUUUCCAUGUAUGCAUAAUAUUUGGUCUGGCCAGAGAUCAUUAGGUAGGUUUGCUCGUUGUUGUUCACUAAUUUCGAUAGCUUAUCCAUGUCCCAAUUCCUCAGUUAAGUCUUGAUGUUUCAUCGGGAGUAUUUUGAUGUAUGUUAACUCUUGGAAUUUUGUUGGAUGAAAAUAUCUACAUAGAACUGCUAAUAGUGCAGCUCACAGGUUGGCAAAUUUUGCUUGUAUUCGUUCA
This is a messenger RNA of Musa acuminata AAA Group (dessert banana), 1578 nucleotides long. RefSeq names its product TATA-box-binding protein. NCBI's taxonomy places the organism in Eukaryota, Viridiplantae, Streptophyta, Magnoliopsida, Zingiberales, Musaceae. The transcript has 9 exons. The record is from RefSeq and is a predicted model, not a curated record. Bases 537 to 1139 code for a protein of 200 amino acids. Gene Ontology annotation, molecular function: DNA binding; RNA polymerase II general transcription initiation factor activity. Gene Ontology annotation, biological process: DNA-templated transcription initiation.